AUGUCGGGCCCUAAUAACGUCGACAUCGACGCGCUGCUGGAUCUAUCCGAGUACGAUGGGAUCCCCAGCUACAACUCGCCGUCGCUGUCUCCCUCCACCACCUCCAAGCCCACCUUUGCCAGCCCGGUCACCACCGCCGUGACGACGCCUUCAAUGACGACGACGCAGGCUCUGAGCGGACCUAGCCACAACUAUGACAUGUAUCGUCAGCAGACGGGCUUCGUUCCCGGCGCCAUCGCAAACACCAUGGCCGUCAAUGAAUCGAGCAACGCGGGAUACCAGGACUUUGGUAGCCUCGACUACCUGACCGGCUUCCCUUCAGAGAACGACAUGUUCGACUUCAACACCUCGCCGUCGCAGGCUACCCUGGGAGCGUCGGACAUUAUGGACUUUGGCUCACCCGCUGAUUCUCAGCUUUUCCCGACCGUCAACCCCAGCAACAUCGAGCAGGAGUCGGCGCUUGCUUCCCCCAGUCUGUCCAGCCAGGCCAGCGGCGUUGGCCGUCUGUGGCCUGGUGCGCACUCUCAGGCCGCCAUGGCCAAGGCUCAUGCUCAGCAGAGACAGCAGCAGCACAUUAUCCAGCAGCAGCAGGCUCAGCGCCAGCCCAUGCAAGCAAAGGCUCGUGCCGGCAAGGCGCCUCAGCCCAGCGACCCCAUUGUUGAGCAGAAGAUUACUCAGCUUCUGAACUCGAUGCGGGCUAAGCCUGCUCCUCCGCCAUCCGACGCCUCCUCUCCCAUGGCCAACCUCAACCGCGCUAAGAAGGAUGAUGAGGAGAUGGACGAUGACGAGCGCCUUUUGGCAAGCGAAGAGGGCAAGAAGCUCAGCAGCAAAGAGCGCAGACAGCUGCGCAACAAGGUCUCUGCCCGAGCUUUCCGAUCAAGAAGAAAGGAGUACAUCUCCCAGCUUGAGUCAGAGGUUGCCGGCAAAGUGCAGGACAACAAUGAUUUGCGUUCCCAGAACCGCGCUCUGCUCGAGGAGAACAAGCGCCUUUCUGAUCUCACUCGCAUGCUCCUUUCUUCCCCUGCAUUCUCCAACUUCCUGGACCACCUCAGCGCAAACCCUUCUGUUGCCGCCCCGGCACAGGUCAAGCCCGAGCCCCAGCCAUCGCCAGAGCAGCGCUCAGUCAAGGAUGUCAACCCUUACGGAUCGCAGCCCUCUCAGCAUCAAAUUGGCAUGGCCAUGAUUCCUGAGCAGAACGUUGAUUUCUCGCUUAUCGGCAACGGUUUCAACUUCCAGCCCCGAGUGUUUGUUGUGGAGACUUCCGAGGUUCCCUCUCCCAUCGAAUCCAGCAUCCUGUCUGGCAAGGCACCCAGCGUGAUUGAGCAGGCUUUCCGGUCUGAAGACGAGAAGGUUGAGGUGCCUGUGAUUGAGCGACCUGUUGAGCAGACUCCAGUCACUCAGUCUGAGGCAGGACCUAUCGAUGAGGAAUUUGAGGCCGACCCCGAGUUUGCCCUGUACCACUCGGAGCCUGCAUCGACCGUCUCCGAGUCCAGCGAGUUGGACACUGAGGGUCUUUCACAUGUUGACAUCUUUGGUGGUAUCGAGACCGAGAAAAUGCUGUCUAGAUUUGAACUCGUGGACGCUACUGAAGAGGAAGCUAGCGCUGCGAUUGCCAUGGCCCGAGUACAGAGCAUAAGUGCCAGCAUGGAGGCAGUGAUAUCAAGAUUAGAGAUCUUGACUAUGGACCUUUAA
Molecule: messenger RNA, 1692 nt
Organism: Trichoderma gamsii
Lineage: Eukaryota; Fungi; Ascomycota; Sordariomycetes; Hypocreales; Hypocreaceae
Exons: 2
Coding region: 1-1692 (563 amino acids)
Biological process (GO): regulation of DNA-templated transcription
Molecular function (GO): DNA-binding transcription factor activity
Source: RefSeq, a predicted model, not a curated record